UUGGCCCGGAUUCUGGUAGUGCCACCAAUCCCACCCGACCGCACACACAGCGGCCAGCGAGAGAAAGACGCUAACAUGGCUGAAGCGGAGGCAAGCGAAGCAACUUCUGUUGGAAUUUUUCAGGAGAUCUUCACGUCUCCUCUGAAUUUGACCCUGCUCAGUCUCUGUCUGUUCCUGCUGUACAAAAUCUUCCGCGGGGAUAAGACGCCGGAGCUCGCGGAGGUGGAUAAACCCCUGCCCAAACUGAAAAAGAGAGAUUUUACCCUUGCAGAUUUGAAACCAUACGAUGGUCUGCAAAAUCCACGGAUCCUAAUGGCAGUCAACGGAAAAGUAUUUGACGUGACUAGAGGCAAGAAGUUUUAUGGACCAGAGGGCCCGUACGGGGUGUUUGCCGGAAAAGAUGCGUCCAGAGGUCUGGCAACUUUCUGCCUGGAGAAGGAGGCCCUGAAAGAUGAGUACGAUGACCUGUCAGACCUGAACGUCAUGCAGCAGGAGAGUCUGACCGAGUGGGAGACCCAGUUCACCUUCAAGUAUGACUACAUCGGCAAACUUCUGAAACCAGGGGAGGAGCCCACAGAGUACACCGAUGACGAGGAGGCAAAAGACAAGAAGACCGACUAG
Molecule: messenger RNA, 621 nt
Organism: Menidia menidia (Atlantic silverside)
Lineage: Eukaryota; Metazoa; Chordata; Actinopteri; Atheriniformes; Atherinopsidae
Source: the annotation of a GenBank genome assembly